Molecule: messenger RNA, 2279 nt
Organism: Capsella rubella
Lineage: Eukaryota; Viridiplantae; Streptophyta; Magnoliopsida; Brassicales; Brassicaceae
Product: auxin response factor 17
Exons: 3
Coding region: 224-2005 (593 amino acids)
Biological process (GO): regulation of DNA-templated transcription; response to hormone
Cellular component (GO): nucleus
Molecular function (GO): DNA binding
Source: RefSeq, a predicted model, not a curated record
AAAUCCAAUCGGAGAGAGAGAGAGAGAGCACCGUAACAGUAAAUCGCUAUCCCUUCGUUUUGCUUUCCCUUCUCUGCCCGUUUCAAUUCUCUCUCUCUCUCAGACAUAUUUACGGUCUCUCUCCUUCUCUCUCUCUCUCUCUAACACCUAACAGUACCUACCUCUUCUUCUUCUUCUUCUUCUUCUUCUUUCGCUGACUUCGUUACAGUGUAAUCAAACACCUAUGUCACCGCCGUCGGAAUCUGCCGCCGGUGACAUCCUCCACCGCGGAGUCGAUCCCACGAUCUGGCGCGCUUGUGCCGGUGCAUCCGUUCAGAUCCCUCAACUCUACUCUAGGGUUUACUACUUCCCUCAGGGACACGUCGAGCACUGUUGCGCCUCCUCCCCUCUCAGCUCUUCUCCCCCUCCCUCUACCUCGCCUGUUCCGUGUCGCAUCUCUUCAAUCCAGCUGCUCGCCGAUCCGAUCACCGAUGAGGUCUUCGCUCACCUCCUUCUCCAACCGAUGUCACAGGACCAGUUCGCCCCUACGAAUUUCUCAAGAUUCCCUGCUUACGAAGGCGAUGUUGAUGAUAACAACAAGGUCACUACCUUUGCCAAGAUUCUUACUCCCUCUGAUGCUAACAAUGGUGGUGGCUUCUCCGUUCCUCGCUACUGUGCUGAUUCCGUCUUUCCUCCGCUUGAUUUCCUAGCAGAUCCUCCCGUCCAGAAGCUCUUCAUCACCGAUAUCCAUGGCUCUGUCUGGGAUUUCAGGCAUAUCUACCGCGGUACACCGAGGCGUCACUUGUUAACCACCGGUUGGAGCAAAUUCGUCAACAGCAAGAAGCUUAUCGCUGGGGAUUCGGUCGUCUUUAUGAGGAAAUCCGCCGAUGAGAUGUUCAUCGGUGUGAGGCGAACACCCACUUCAAAUCACGGCGGAGGAACCAGCUACUACGGCGGCGAUGAGUACAACGGUUAUUACAGCCAGAUUAACGGAGCCCUUGCUAAGGAAGAUGACGGAAGUGCUAAGAAGAUGUUCAGGAGGACUGGGAAAGGCAAACUGACUCCUGAAGCUGUCUCUGAGGCUAUGAAUAGAGCAGCUCAGGGUUUAUCAUUCGAAGUGGUGUAUUAUCCAACUGCUGGAUGGUCCGAUUUUGUUGUCAGAGCUGAGGAUGUUGAGUCCUCCAUGUCGAUGUUCUGGACUCCUGGCACGAGGGUGAAGAUGGCUAUGGAGACUGAGGAUUCAUCCCGGAUCACUUGGUUUCAAGGCAUUGUUUCCUCUACUUAUCAGGAAACUGGUCCAUGGCGUGGAUCCCCUUGGAAACAGCUUCAGAUCACAUGGGAUGAACCUGAGAUUCUGCAAAACGUGAAGAGGGUGAAUCCUUGGCAAGUGGAAAUUGUUGCAAAUGCAACUCAACUUCAUCCCACUUUCCCUCCAGCAAAGAGGUUGAAGUAUCCCCAAACCGGAGGGUUCUUGAGCGGAGAUGACGGAGAAAUCCUCUAUCCUCCUCAAAGAGGACUGUCUAGUGCAGCAGCACCUGAUUCAAGUCCCUUUUUGAACUCGUAUACUACAUUUCCUGCUGGCAUGCAGGGAGCCAGGCAUUAUGAAUUUGGGUCUCACAAUCCAACCGGAUUCAUUGGAGAAAAUCCUCCUCAGUUAUCCACCAAUAACUUCUUUAGUCCGCUUCCUGGGUUGGGAAAAGUGUCGACUGAGAAGAAUUUUGGAAGUCCGCCAUCAGACAACUUAUCGCCAAAUAGUAACAGCACUAAUCUGUCCUCUGGAAAUGACCUGGUUGGAAACCGAGUCCCCAAUACAGCAAAAGCUAACUCGAUUAAGUUAUUUGGCAAGACCAUUACGGUGCAGGAGCCUUCUGAGAGUGGCCUUGCAGAGUCUGGCUUGUGUGAAGAGGAUGGCAGCAAAGAGUCCAGCGACAAUACAACACAAUUGUCCUUGACACAUGGUCCCAGAACCCGUGAAGAUUCUAGGUGCACUCCAACAGCCACGCAGAGUAUAUCUGCCAAGGUCUAAAAAAAGUGAAAGAAGUGGUGGAUCUUCACUGGAAUAUCACAAGUCACAAGUAAAAUAGUAGUACUAUCAUAUAUAUAUAUGUCUGGUGUUUCUGCAUUUGACUUUCCUCUGGUGUUUUUUUUUUCUUUCUUUGCCACGUGACAAUCUGGUUUUUUUUUUUUUUAAACAUUUUUUUUUACCAAUUUCUCAGACACAAUUGAUGAACAUCUCGCUCUCUCUCCUAAUCGUGAUUAACUAUUACAAUAUUGGGGUAAAUUUGUCUGGAUUUGUUUUA